Molecule: messenger RNA, 1493 nt
Organism: Cokeromyces recurvatus
Lineage: Eukaryota; Fungi; Mucoromycota; Mucoromycetes; Mucorales; Mucoraceae
Product: transmembrane amino acid transporter protein-domain-containing protein
Exons: 5
Coding region: 29-1378 (449 amino acids)
Biological process (GO): amino acid transmembrane transport
Cellular component (GO): vacuolar membrane
Molecular function (GO): amino acid transmembrane transporter activity
Source: RefSeq, a predicted model, not a curated record
AUUUUAUUUUACCCUUCUAUUCUAUAUAAUGCGGUUUGCAUCUGCUCCAGCUAAAUUAGAAGAUUAUAAAUUAAAUUCACAGUUGUCAAUUAUAAAAGAUGAAUCUUUUAUUAAAGUAGUUGACAAAAGAACAACAUUAGAUGAAAGUCAAAAGGAUUCUAACUUACAUGAUGAUGAAAAAAGAAAUGUAUCAAAUACAUCUACAUUAUCAAGUAUUAUAUGUGUCGUGGCAGGUACGGGAAUAUUAGCUAUUGCACACGCAAUGAGUCAAUCAGGUUGGAUAGGUAUUUUAUUUUUAAUACUAAAUGCAUGUAUGUCACAAUUUACUGGAGUUCUUUUAAUUCAAUGUCUUUAUACAAACAAAAAUAAUACACGAUUUAGAGAUUAUGCAGACAUUGGUCACAUGGCAUUUGGUAAACCAGGCAAAUUGAUUGGUUAUAUUUUCUCUCAGUCUUUUUUACUUUUAACUCCUACUGUCUAUAUGGUCAUGGCGAGUGAAAACAUUUCAAUCCUUCUUUUACAAAAUGGAUUUAUUUGGUUAAAUCGAAAAGUAUGUGUUUGGAUAAUUUCAAUUAUGAUUGGUGUUCCUUUUGUACUUGUUAGAAAUAUGAAAGAUGUUUCCUUUUUAAGUACAUUUGCUUCAAUGACUACAGUAUGUUUAUUACUGAUUGUAUGUGUUGUCGCUUUAUCAUCUGAUUACCUGGAAAGAAUUAAUACAGUUCAUCAUGACAUUGCUAUAGCCAAGAAUAUCCCAUUGGCUUUUAGUACAUUUAGUUUUUCAUAUUUUGGACAUGCAAUCUAUCCUCACCUUGAAGCAUCCAUGAUAACACCCGAAAGAUGGUCAAAGGUCCUUUUAGUAUCUAACUGUGUAGUUAGUAUUCUGUAUUUUACAAUGGCCUUUGUAUGUUACCUUGUCUUUGGAAAUGUAGUUCAAUCCCCUAUUUACAAGAGCCUACCCUUAGGUUCUUCACAGAACAUUGCUAUGUUUGUUAUUACAAUUCAUGUAUUAUUAGCUAUCCCGUUUUAUCUUUAUAUCUAUACGAUUAGAAUUGAAUUGUGGUUCAAGGAUAAACAAAUCAAAGAUAGCAAAUUGAUACAAGUUGCUACUCGAAUCAGUGUCAUCUUAUUAUGUGCAAUUAUAGCCAUGUGUAUUCCCUAUUUCUCUGAUUUCAUGGCAGUCGUAAGCACUAUGCUAUGCGAUAUACUUGCCUUUGUUCUACCUACUAUAUUCUGGAUGAAAUUAAAUUGGGAAACAAGACAAGGAAGACUAGGUUUAUUUUUGAUAUGUUCUAUUAUAGCCAUCUUUGGCAUUUUAUGUACUUUAUUUGGCACAAUAGAUGUCAUUCAACAAUUACUCACGCAUGGUCAUAUUAUAUAAUAAGUAACUUUUUAUUUAUUUAUUUUUACUUUGAUAGGUUUAAAUGAAAAAAAAAAUUUUUUUAUGUGAAUAAAUGAAUAAAUAAAAUAAAAUAGCUGAUAGAUAUAUAAAUGUA